GAGCUGGCAACCAGCGGUGUUUCACGUCAACCUCGCCACGGGAACUCGCCGUUUGACCCUCAUCUCUCUCUCUCUCUCUAUCGCCGUAGCUGUAUGCUCAUCACAUCGGAGGUUCAUACGCAGUGUUGUUCGCCUCGGAUAAACGUCCCAAAGGGGCAACGAUCCACACUCACACAACGGCUUGUUUAUCCCAAACGAUCAACGGAUGGCACAUUCAUACAUGUGAGUCGAUGACUGUUGAAUCCCAGUCCAAAGGCAAAUUUUUUUCUUCUGUUGACUGUACCUCUUUCACUCUUCAAUAGUAAGAGAGGUGCUAUCUAUCUACUGGAGCUUCACGAGAGUAUACACACAAUACGAAUGGACUACUAGAAAGACUAAGAACCAUGGCAAAAACGGUAUUAUCAUUCCAACAACAGAUCGAAGGGUUUCCCUGGUCUCAGAUCUUCGUCAUUUCUUGUGUUCGUUUUGCCGAACCCAUAGCAUUCACCUCGCUGUUCCCCUACGUGUAUUUCAUGGUGAGGGACUUUGGCGUUGCAGAUACCGAAGCUGAAGUGAGCAAGUACUCUGGUUACCUGUCUUCAGUGUUUGCCUUCUCUCAAGUUUUAACGUCGUUCAACUGGGGGAAGUUUGCAGAUAAGCAUGGUCGUAAGCCGACCCUCCUGAUUGGAUUGACCGGGUCUAUAUGCUCGUUGUUGCUGCUGGGGUUUGCAAAGAAUUACUACUGGGCACUGGCCGCGAGAUCCAUUAUGGGGUUGCUCAACGGUAACGUUGCUGUGAUAAGAACAAUGAUUGGUGAAGUGGCUCUGGAGCGCCGUCAUCAGGCUAUUGCAUUUUCAACCAUGCCGCUGAUUUUCCAAAUCGGUUGCGUUAUAGGUCCUCUUAUAGGUGGUUAUCUCAGUGGAAAUACUACAAGAUUCACCAUCCUGAAACCACUUGUGGAAAAAUAUCCCUAUGCGCUGCCAAACUUGUUCAUCUCAUCACUACUAUUCGCUGGAAUCGUCAUCGCAAUAUUCUUUUUAGAGGAAACACACUAUAAACACAAGUACAGACAUGACUAUUUUGUCGAUAUCGGUGACUUCAUAAAGAUACACGUCUUUGGAGUGACGCCAAAGACCAGACACUGGCACCUGGAUCGUCUAAGCAGUUCCAGAGGACGCGAAGAUGGAACAGAGGAUGCGAUUGAUGAGGAGGAACAGCCCUCUGAAACUACACCUUUGUAUAGACCAGAGGAACAGAACGACAGCGAUGACUCAAUACAAUCUGUGGGGCCUGUGUUGACAAGACGUGAAUCAGUUGCGUUGAUUAGAACAUACUCUCUACAUGAGCCAGAGGAUGAAGAAGAAGGUGCUGGGUCAAUAAGGGCGUUGUUGGAACCACACAUCUUUUAUGCAGUGGUGUGUAACUUUAUCAUGAGUCUACACGUUACCGUUCACGAUGAGUUCUUGCCUAUCUAUCUUGCCUACGACGUGGCACGUGAUAAAGCUGGACAACUGGUUUCCAAGUUCCCCUGGAGAUUGGUUGGUGGACUGGGUUAUACCUCUGAAGAUACCGGUACGUUGCUAUCGUCCACGGGUGUCUUGGGGGUCUUCUUCCUCGUUGUGGUGUUCCCAUACGUUGACCGGAACUACGAUUCGCUGACAACAUACAAAUCCUUCAUCCUGUUAUUCCCAGUGAUCUAUACGCUGAUACCUUACAUUGUGCUGCUAGCAAACCAUUUGAAGGUUGCACGUAUUGCAAUCUAUACAAUGACGUGCCUGAAAACCCUUGGAACGUCAAUGUCAUUCCCUCAAAUCCUGUUAAUCGUGCACAACUCAUCGCCCCCUAAACACAGGGCCAUGAUCAAUGGUGCGACAAUAUCUGUCAGUGCAUUGGCCAGAUGUGUUGGUCCAUUCAUCUGGGGUUUCUUCAUGUCAUGGGCGCAGACGUAUCAAAUUGGCUGGCUCGGAUGGUGGAGUGUUUCCGCACUGACACUCUUAGCGAUUUAUAUGAGCUCCUACCUCCGAAACGAGAACGGUGAGGACGACGAGUGAAUUGCAACCGUAAUGCUCACAUCCUUGUGAAACUUUCUGCUCUUCCGCUUCUACUUCUACCGUAUCAACAGCGUUGAGCUCUGCAUGUUGCGCGUGUUGUGUACGUGAUACGCGCAUUGUUUACAUUUUACCCAACUUGGCAGUUUUCGC
Molecule: messenger RNA, 2180 nt
Organism: Williopsis jadinii
Lineage: Eukaryota; Fungi; Ascomycota; Saccharomycetes; Phaffomycetales; Wickerhamomycetaceae
Exons: 1
Coding region: 384-2030 (548 amino acids)
Biological process (GO): transmembrane transport
Molecular function (GO): transmembrane transporter activity
Source: RefSeq, a predicted model, not a curated record